AUGACGAAAAGUAAUCGAAAUCGUGUGUCUAACAAAAGAGAUAAAUUCAGGCCCCAUGAUAAAUAUGGUAAAAAACUGAAGAAAGAAAAGCCUCAAAACGGCCUUUAUCAUUAUAAACUCUCCAGACUUCAUGAAAAUGAAGGAAUAAAAGAGAAGGAAUUAUUAAAUACGUGUAAAAAUGAAUUAUCAACAACAAAGACAUUCCAAUAUUACUCUAAGGAAAAGAAAGAAGAUGUGCCUGAUAUUAUUAAGGGCCAAAUAAGCACGCUUGAAGACUCUCAGAUGGCGGAAUUCUCGGAUAUUAUUAAUGAAAUAACCGAAGUUUUAAAUCAAUAUAUUGAUGGAAAAGAAAUGAACGGUUCACAACUUUAUUCAGAGAGAUAUGAUAAUACAAGUUCAAAAGAUCAAAAACUCAGUUCGAAUACAUUUUAUCUCCCUUAUAUUAUGACACCAAUCACAAAUUUUAAUAUCCCUUUUCAUAAUCUGAAGUGCCCUGUGCCGCCUCCAAUCCAACAACUCACACCUUAUUAUGAGCAACCACCAAUCCAGCACUCCAUACCUUAUUAUGAGCACCCGCAAAUCCAACAAUUUAUAUCUUAUAAUGAACAAUCACUAAUCCAACAUACCGAAUCGCUUAUGGGGCCCCCAAUCCAACAACUCUCACCUUAUUUUGAGCAACCAUUAAUCCAGCACUCCUUACCCUAUUAUGAGCAACCUCAAAUCCAACAAUCCAUAUCUUAUGAUAAACAACCACUAAUUCAACAUACCGAAUUGCAUGUGAAGCCUCCGAUCCAACAACUCCCACCUUAUUAUGAGCAACCGCUAAUGCAGCAUUCUAUACCUUAUUAUGAGCAACAUCAAAUUCAACAAUUUAUAUCUUAUGAUGAACAACCACUAAUCCAACAACUUACACCUUGUUAUGAGCAAUCUCAAAUUCAACAUAUCAUACCUUAUUAUGUCUUAUAA
Molecule: messenger RNA, 966 nt
Organism: Acaulospora morrowiae
Lineage: Eukaryota; Fungi; Glomeromycota; Glomeromycetes; Diversisporales; Acaulosporaceae
Source: the annotation of a GenBank genome assembly